AUGGCUGCCGCGACUGAGUCCUACGUGCCCAUGAAUGGCGGCUCGCGGCCCAUGCCACCAGGACCGCAGCGCGACAAUGAAGCACCGUUGCCUCCUGUGCCUGCUGGCGACGGGCCUGGUGACGAGUUGGAUCCCUCGUACAGGGAGAAGAUGCACAAUGUUCUCUCUUCAGACGACUUUGCGGCCUUCCUGAAGGAAAGAUCGGCCCUCGAGGAGAAGCAUUCGCAGGGCUUGAAGAGACUCAGCCGGGCCACACACGACUCGAUCGCAAGACCCGAGGGCAGGCAGGGCACGUUCGCCGAAAACUACAAAGAGCUCACGAGCAUCCACGAGAGAAUAGCCGACCAUGGCCUUCAGUUCAGCAAUGCGCUCUUCGGCAUGUCGGAAGAAUUAUACGAGCUGGCAGCCAACACCGAAAGAGGUCGGAAGCACUGGAAACAGGCGGGUAUGAGUGCGGAAAAGCGAGUGCAGGAUGCAGAGACAGCGAUGGAGAAGGCCAAAAACCGCUACCACUCGCUAGCCGAGCAAUAUGAUCGAGCAAGGACCGGCGAGAGACAGUCAGGCAAGUUCGGGUUGAAGAGGUCUGCAGCCCAGGCUGAGGAAGACCUGCGACACAAGCUCGAAGCUGCCGAUGCCGACUACGCCGCCAAAGUGGACUCUGCGCAGAGCCUGCGGAAUGAGCUGCUGAGCACGCAUAGGCCCCAGACUACCAAUGCUCUACAAGAGUUGACGAGGGAAAUUGACGCAGGCCUGAGCGGGCAGGUGCAAAAAUUUGCCAACUUGAGCGAGAAGCUGAUGCUGGGGUACGGCCUCUGUGUGACCCCCAUGAAGGCACAGUCGUCGGUUCCUGGUCAAUCGCCAAGGAGUCUUCGCGAAGCGGCUUCGGGCAUCAGUAACGAGCGAGACUUCAUUGACUUUGUCCUCGCUGCCAGCACCAAAGCUCCGCCGCAGCGAGCCAACGAGAUCAAGUACGAGAAACAUCCCUCGUUGUCUCCGAAACAACAGCAGCCGGACUAUUCAGAUGACAACUAUCCAUCAAUGCACUCAAGGCAAGUAUCUGGGGUGACUCCUUACCCGGGCAACGAAUAUGGCGAUGAAUCGUCGCAGCAUCCAAUGCCACUGCAAGGUAAUCCGCAAGGCCGUCCUGCUAGUGCCGGACGACCACAAACACCGCAGAACAAUGCUUUGAAUGGCGGCAAUUUGACCAGUGGCAGUCCUUCGCUAGGCCCAGGUCAACAGUCUCAACCUCCGCGGAGCCCCUCGCCGCAACUAGGUGGGCAAGGGUCGCCAAUGGGUCGUGGCCAACCGCCGAUGGGCCCAGGCAGAGGAGCACCGCUAGGAAUGGGAGGAGGCCAACCACAGGGUAUGGGAGGAGGCGCCGCGCCUCCAGGUGGGAUCGGUAGAGCUCAACCUCCACCGGGCAGCAUAAGUCAAGCGCAAGGUCCGCCAGGCGGGUCGAACCAGGGUCAACCGCCUCUGGGCGGCAUGGGAUGGGGCCAAACACCACAAGCCCCAACCCCGCAGGGUCAAGGUGCAACAGGCGAGCCAGGUCCGACGCCGCAAGGCUCCAUGGGACGUGGACAACAACCACCACCUGGGGAAUUGGGACGAGGUUACCCGCCACCUGUGAUGGGCCGAGGACAAGGACUUCAAAGUCCAGGUGGCAUGGGUCAACCUCAGCAACCAGGUAUGCCACCUCAAAGCGCCGGCCGGGGAAUGCCAGGUCCUGGAGCAGGCGGACCUCCUAACGGAGCACCGCGGCCAGGAGGUGUCAAUGCACUUCCGUCGCGGCAGGCCGUCCCGAAAGCUGGUCCGCCUGUUCGUCCUGUGUUUGGGGUCUCUCUCGACGAGCUAUUCCAGCGUGAAGGGUCGGCCGUCCCCUUCAUCGUCAUGCAAUGCGUCCAAGCAGUCGACAUGUACGGACUCAACGUAGAAGGCAUCUACAGAACCUCUGGCUCGGCGAACAACAUCAUGGAGCUAAGACAGAAAUUCGAUCAUGAUGCCAACUCAGUAGACCUCCGCACUCGUGGCGCGGACGAUAUUGCCUCGGUCACCACUCUGCUCAAGCACUUCCUUCGAGAUCUGCCGGAUCCAUUACUUACCGCGGCGCAGUAUCGAGACUUCAUUCAAGCCGCCAAGCUGGAGGACGCUGUACAGCGAAGGGAUGCAAUUCACGCGCUUGUCAAUGCGCUCCCCGAUCCUAACUACGCCACACUGAGGGUUCUGACAAUCCAUCUUCACAAAGUGGCACAGCACAGCAGCAGCAACAAGAUGACCCACAAUAACUUGGCAAUUGUUUUUGCGCCCACCCUGAUGGGCCAACGAGCCGGCGUCAACGGAAACGGGCCCGGAAGUGCGGAUAUUGCAGAUUCAGGGUGGCAGGCUAAGGUCGUGGAGACCAUCCUAGACAAUACCUUUCAGAUCUUCGAUGCCGACGAAUGA
Messenger RNA from Cladophialophora yegresii CBS 114405, 2442 nucleotides. RefSeq lists its product as uncharacterized. The record is from RefSeq and is a predicted model, not a curated record. Gene Ontology annotation, biological process: signal transduction; regulation of GTPase activity. The transcript has 3 exons. Gene Ontology annotation, cellular component: cytoplasm. NCBI's taxonomy places the organism in Eukaryota, Fungi, Ascomycota, Eurotiomycetes, Chaetothyriales, Herpotrichiellaceae. Bases 1 to 2442 code for a protein of 813 amino acids.